AUGUAUAGAUUGUCAGAUUGUUGUGGACAUGGUUGCUGUGCUGGGUUUAUGCUUGAUAUUAACAGAAGUUCUUGUACACCCUGUGAUACUGGUUAUAUUGGGAGGGAUUGUGAGAUACUAUGUCCAUUUCCAAUGUUUGGUGAUGGUUGCCAGUUCCGAUGUGACUGUGAUAUUUCCUCUUGUAGUCCUUUGAUCGGUUGUCAAUCCGCCAUUACUACCUUACAGAAUGACAGAAUGCUGACCAACCAGUAUGAUUUAAAUUUUAAUUUGUCCACACCACCUACAGCAGAAAGUAAUAUUAAAGUUAAUACAAGUACUGCUAAAAUAAGAGAAAUAGUGAUAGAAGGACACACAAAUGAAUAUCAUACGAGGAUCGGAAAAUCUCAUUCUCCUGCGACAAACACAAAGGCAGUUCCUAGGAAAGUGGAAAAAGAAACAGACUCAUUAGCUAUCGGUGCAGGCAGUGCAUUAUUGAUAGGUAUCUUUGUAUUUAAUGCAUUCUUUGUCGUCUUAGUAUUUACUGUUGUACUGUAUUGUGGUUGUCGUAAAUAUAGAAAGUACAGAAAACGCAAGAAAGAUAACGCCGCCACUGUUAUUCAUUACCAUGAAAUCGAUGACAGUAUCGCUGGGCCUUGCAUGGAUUACGACCCUUUGUACACAGCAGGUGGCGCGGAGUUGAAACACGUCCUUGUUGAAUAUGAGAAUGAACCUUUGAACAGGGAGAGAAAGAGUGUAAUAAACAUUGAUUCACAGAAAAGACAGUCAGAUACGUCACCAAAACAAUUAGCACGUCCGAGUGAGCUUGUAUUAGAACAAACGUAUACACAGGAAGGGCACAAUACGGAAUAAAAAAAAAGAACAGAUUAUUAUGCACGUAUUUGUACAUCUGCUUGUAAAAGGCAAAUUACAGAUUUUAACUGUUUAUUUUUUACUUUGUUGAUUUUGAACAUAUAAUGUGAACGUCAUAAAAUGUUUAAUUUUUUCAUUCUUUAUAUGGAUUAAUUUAUGUAAAUUGUGAACACAUACAAAAGCAUGUUUAUAAAUGUAACGAUUUCUUAUUACUAUAAGGCCAACACUUAUAUGAUUUUUUUCUAUUAAGAUAUUUUUGCUUGAUAAAAAAUGUGUUUUUUAAUAUACAUUUGAUAUUUUAUAACUCCACUCGUUCUUUCUUUACUUGUAUUUUGGUAUUUGUUUAGCAAUUUUUAUGCUCCCGUAAACGAAAUUUCAGGGUAUAUAGUUUUUGCCGUGUCCGUCCGUCUGUCUAGCUGUCUGUCAGUCUGUUUAGUUGUAUCUCUGUCUGUUUGUCCGCAAAAACUUUAAACUUGCCCAUAUCUUUUGAUUUAGUGUAGUCAUGACUUUCAUAAUUCAUAUGGGUAUUCCUUGUGAACAGACCUUUCUUUGGGUACUACCAUAUUUGACCUUUUGACCUUGCCUUGGGAGUUUGAACAAUUUUAAAAGAAAAUUUAAAACUUUUACUUUGUCCAUAUCUUUUUAA
Saccostrea cuccullata (small rock oyster) is the source of this 1495-nucleotide messenger RNA. RefSeq lists its product as uncharacterized. The transcript has 4 exons. The record is from RefSeq and is a predicted model, not a curated record. The coding region runs from base 1 to 849 and encodes 282 amino acids. NCBI's taxonomy places the organism in Eukaryota, Metazoa, Mollusca, Bivalvia, Ostreida, Ostreidae.